Dioscorea cayenensis subsp. rotundata (Guinea yam) is the source of this 2258-nucleotide messenger RNA. RefSeq names its product protein ENDOSPERM DEFECTIVE 1-like. Gene Ontology annotation, molecular function: microtubule binding. The record is from RefSeq and is a predicted model, not a curated record. Gene Ontology annotation, biological process: centrosome cycle; spindle assembly. NCBI's taxonomy places the organism in Eukaryota, Viridiplantae, Streptophyta, Magnoliopsida, Dioscoreales, Dioscoreaceae. Bases 401 to 2017 code for a protein of 538 amino acids. The transcript has 6 exons. Gene Ontology annotation, cellular component: cytoplasm; nuclear microtubule; centrosome.
ACUUCUCUCUCUUCUUCUUCUUCUUCUUCUUCUUCUUCUUCAUUAUGUGUCGAUUGAGAAACAAUUCUAAAUUGAGAGGAAAACCAUACAUGAUAUAAUCUCAUCUAUGGUCUCUUCUCUCCUCCUUUUCCUUCAUUCAAUCUAAAACCCCUCCUUUCUUUUCCCAAGAUCACAUCUUUUAUCUCCUUCUGCCUCUCCAAAUCAGAGCACAAGAAGAGCACAUUCAAGUGUUUCAGCUUUCCUUUCAAUAACUAUCAACAAAAUUUCUCAUCAAAGAUCCCACCUUUCUUCUUCUCCUUGAUCUUCUUCCCCAAAUUGAAUCACAAGAGCAUCAAAAUCAAGCAUUGCAGCUUUCUUCUCCACCAAAGAGAUCAUCUUUCUAACUUCUAAGUCGUCUCCAAUGGUGGAAUCCAAUUCCAACCCUCCCCUCCCUCCCAAGCCUGACAAUAAUGAAGCCAAGCCUCCAGCAACCGAGAAGAGAACCAGAAGAAGAGCCAGGGAAGUCAGUUCUCGCUAUAUGAUCCUCCCUCCUGGCUCUCCUUCCUCUUCAAUCUCCGGCGAUGUGCAUCUUGCCCCUUCACCACUACCCCUUCUCCCCAAAGCUCACACGCAUCACCGGAAACAGCGCAAGGCUGUUCCUUCUUCCCCUGAUGCCACUGACUCUGAGUCUGACUCAUCUUCUUGCUUUGCUGAUGAGAACCAGCCCUCUAUUCGAUUUUCAGAGACUCCUCUUCCUUCUUUCAUUCCUCACAGGCUCCUUACUGUAAAGAGAAAGCCUGCUGUUCGGCUUUUCGGUGAUAAUGCAGGUGAACAGCAACCACAUCAGCAAAACAAUUCAACAAAACAGAGGCCUGGCACACCAAUGGUUCUUGGUUUCAGCGUUGGCAACACUCCAAGAUUGAAUCUUUCUUCUCAUAAUGAUGCAAGAUUGAUGAAUGGGAGGAGAGGUGCAGUGCCACCAAGAGUGAGUACUUGUCCUUUAGAUGUUGACAAUAAUGGUGCCAAUGGUACUGAAAUUAGUUCAUUAGAGAAUUCAGUUUCAUCGGAACAAGAUGCUUGUAGUAUUAGCAACAUGGGAGGUCUCUGUGAGAGCCCUCCAAUACCGUCCAGUAAAGCCCGGUCCACCUCUGAGCUUAGGUCCUCAAUGCCAGAGGCUGAUUUGUUGCCAACAAUGUCUGUGAGACGGAAGGAUGGCAACGAGGACUACUCCAUUUGCCAUCGAUCACUGAAUUCAGCAUUGUCUAGUUGCCAGCAAGCUCCCUUCAGUGUCUCCAGGUCUGUGAGCAAGAACCUGGUUUCACAGAGACUUAGUUCAGUAAUACCGAAGAAUGCUGGCCCUUGUCUGCCUCCACAGCCACCGAAUGUGAAACCGGUUGAUGUGAAGAAGGUAAAGAAGGCAGCGUGUCGGCCUGAGGACAUUCAUUGGCUUCGUUUACUUGAUAACAGGUAUCUGCAGUGGAGAUUUGCUAAUGCUAAAGCUCAGGCUACAAUGCAUGCAAGGAUGCUCACAGCAGAGAAAUCACUUUCUGAUGUUCUGAGCGAUAUGUCGGAGCUUCAGAAUUCUGUGAUGACGAAGAAGAUUGAACUCGAGCAUUUAAAAAGAACGAAAAAUUUGUUUGCCAUCCUAGAUACUCAAUUACUGAUUUUGGAUGAUUGGGCAAUUCUUGAGGAAGACUAUUCAUUGUCGCUUUCUGGAGCAAUUGAAGCUCUGCAGAAUGCAUCACUUCAACUCCCAUUAACUGGGAAUUUGAGGGCAGAUAUCGGGGAGAUUGAAGAAGUCCUUGGGUCUGCUACGACUAUGCUGCAGGCAAUUUCUCCUUCUGUGAACAGAUUUCUACCUGAGGCUCAAGAGAUUGAGAUCAUUGUUUCAGAAUUGGCAAGAGUUGUCACUAGAGAGAUUUCUUUAGCACAAGAAUGCGGGGAUCUCUUAUCUGAAGUACACACAUUGCAGGUUAAAGAAUGCAGUUUAAGAAGCCAAUUAAUGCAGGGAAAGAGAAGGUGUGGAGUGUCGUCAUGAAGCAUGUUUCCACAUGUUUCCAGUAAGAAGAAAGAUCACAGCAAUUAACUUCCAUUCUCUUGAAGUCUGAAUAAGAAGAAUAGCCAUUUUAUUCAGAAUUAUUCUUUCCAAUUAUUUGUAAUUUCAUUCAUUUUGUUUCCAAUUAGCACACAUAAAAUUUUAAUUUUGAAGAUCAGAAUAGAAUGGUCAAUUGACAAAUUUAUCACGACUACAGAAGAUAUGUAUCUGAGGUUUUCCUCAA